AUGGACGGCGACGAUUACGUGCUGACGCCGUUGACCGCCGAGGACGACGACGGAGCGCCGCCGGAGCCCGGGCGCAAUGACGGCGACGACGCCGUAGUGGCGGCCGAGGACUACGUACAAUCGCUGGUCACCAUCGAAUCCAAUUGGGCCAACGGUAAGAUUUCCCGCGUUGUUUUUACCGUGUGAUGGUUUUUCGUGUUAUUUUUUAUAGCGCGUGUCUGUAUAAUAUGCUUUUUUUUUUUAUAACACGAGCACACACUCGGUGCAUAAGCGCGGCAGAUCGCCGCCGCGUGUUAUCGCACUGCGACGAUCGAGGAUUAUGA
This is a messenger RNA of Cinara cedri, 323 nucleotides long. The record is from the annotation of a GenBank genome assembly. NCBI's taxonomy places the organism in Eukaryota, Metazoa, Arthropoda, Insecta, Hemiptera, Aphididae.